ACAUGGCGGUCUAACAUUCUUGCUUUUACUCACAGAAGUCAUGAUAAUUUGUCUCUCUUUCGCUUCUUGUAGAUAAAUUUGAGCGACCGUCAAAGAGAAACAAGAAAAUACUGAUUUCAAACUAUUCAAAAAAUGUCGAGUGAAGAGAAUGUAGAAAACGUUAGAGCGCCAGAAGUGGUGACAAUAAAUGUUGCUCGCUGCAAAAACCUGAAAGGAUCCAAGGGAGAAGCCAUUAGCUCUCUGGUUCGUGUUGAGUUUGGAAGUGUCUUACUUGGAGAAUCAACAAAAGUAGAAGCAAAUACCGAGACCUUCACGACAGAGUACAACUUCAAUGCUACGUUUGAAUGCUCAUUUGAUGAUCCAACUCAUCUGGACUCCAUAGCCCACAAACCUGUCAUUAUAACCGUAACUGAAGUGUUACCAAAGGACAAGAAAGGAAAGGAAGAGAAGACCAAUAUACUUGGUCAGACCUGUGUUGACUUACUUCCUUUAUUACAGGGUGAGUCAACUUUCACGGUGGUUCAGUCAGUUCAGCCAGUCAACAAUCUAAAUCCUUUACCUGCUGAUACAAGUCUAGAGCAAACCUUGCCUGAAAUUGAAAUUACAGUUUCUGUUGCUCAGCCACUUUUACGAGAAGCCCAACUUGAUUUAAGCAACCUUGUCAGUGUUUGUGUAGACAGUGCUUACUCAAUACCAGAGGCUAUGCAGCCAGCCCAACCAUUUUUGUAUACUGUAAGCUUACCUAUUCCUCUUUCUGCUGAGAAAGAAAAUACAGUAGUAUUACCAAAUGGCAUCUUGAGGACACCUGGUGAGAAGGAACCAGCUAACCAGCGCAAAUGGAGCUCUGCUCCUAGUGCCUCAGGGACCUCUAUAUAUAUACCUGCAAGUGCUGUUCAUGAAGAAAUUGCUGUAGAUGAAGAAGAUGGUGACCUUAAAGAAAAAGAGGAUGUGCAGUUUAGGCUUGAAGCCAUGCAUGAGAAAAACCACAUCACAUGGAAUGCUGAGAGGAGAUGUUUUCUUAGUUCAGAGGCUUCUGAAAGCCUUCAAGCCAAGAUUGCUCAGAACAGAUAUUGGCCAAUAGAAAUCAUGCGCACUCCAUUACCUCAAACCACCAAGUCUAAAGGUAAACAGACAGCAUCAGAAGAAGAAGUGGCAAUAUCGUAUCAUGGAGUAGCAUAUGUCAAUAUGGCACCUCUACUUUACCCUGGUGUUACAAGGAUUCGUGGUGCAUAUCUAGUGAAACCAUACCUGGAGAAUGAAGUACUGGAAAAGACUAAAAGAAAGGGGAACCUAGCAGAGGAGGCAGCACGUAUAGCAAGUGGGAUGAGUAGAACCCUUGCAUCUGCUAUGGCACAGAAGCUGCCUGCACCUUCCAAGCAGGGGAAAAAUGAGCCCAAACCCAAGCCUUCAGCAGCUGCACUCAAGCCAGAAAUGGGUUCUGAUAUCGAUACAACUGAAAUGAAAAACGUUGAAGGACAGCAAUACCUUGAAGCCAGGACAUUCAUUACUUUAGAGAUUAAACUGUCUAAUCCACUUGUUCCUAAACGUCCACCUUCAUCCUUGGCUCGAAAGGUUGCUGAGUACAUUCCUCCUCGCCCAGUUUUUGCUCGUAAAACUGGAGGAUCCAAGAAGGCCAUUGAAGACUACCACAACCAAGUUACGGUUGCAGCCAACUCGUUGCUCGAAGAAUUUAGGCAAAUGUUUGGGAACGAUUUGAUGGGAGGAGAUUUUCAAGAAACCAAUGAAACAGCUGAUCAUAGGAGACGGAAAAUUAUUUAUGAACUCAACACUUCUGGGAAGUAUUUCGCUUUCAAGGAACAGCUGAAGCUCAGUGUAAUCAAACUGGUGCGUGAGAAAUACUUGAAGACUUCCGCCUUCACUGAUAAGGAAGAGCUACAAGCAUUCCUCAGCGAGUUGUAUAUUUUUCUUGUCGAUCAGAUGCAUCAAGCACUAAGCAAGUUCCUGUCAGCGGAUGAUUCACCAGAAGAGCCGCCACCUGUCACUGACUCAGCCAUGUUGAAGCACUUUGCCAGAGAAGCAGAGGUGAAUCAGAACUACGAACUAGCAGCAAAAUACUAUCAAGAGCGUCUUGCUCGAAGUAAGAACGAUGCUAGUCACUGGUUUGAUUAUGGAGCUUUCUGCCUCUUGAUUGGCGACAUUGCAAAGGCAGAAGAAUGUUUUAAAGAGACCAUUGCACUCAAUCAAAGACAUGUUUCUGGGCUUCUGCUGUAUGGAUGUGUUAGUCUAAUGCUGGAGCGUUACGAAGAAGCAGAAACUUUCCUUGAAAACGCUACUUGUGUUGAACCUAAAAAUGUCGUAGCUUGGACCUUGCUAGGGCUAUAUUACGACAGCAUACAAAACGAUAUCGGAGCAGAGAGAGCUUUCCUCGAGGCUAACCGUCUCAAUGUGGUCCACCCAGUUCAAACGGAGCGACCUCCCUCUACGGAGCAGCAACUUGUUGGUGACGUAGAAUCUACUGGUCAUAUCAUUGAGGACACAACUGCUGCUGAAGACGAAAUACAUACUGUCCGUAGUGAGAUACCAGAGGUCCAGGUCGAUAAUGUUUCUACUGACGAUAAUCCACCUCAAACACAAGAAACCGAGCAAGAAAAACAAGAUGAGAUGCCUCCAAGCACAGCUGGUCAGCAGUCAUCCACCGUCAUCGCUUCGGAAACGCAACUAUCAAAACAUCCAAGUCUAUCCAAGCCACAGACUCAGUCAUCCUCGUUUAAUGGCCCUUCUAAACCAGGGUCUGCUCCUGCAAGCGCUGCGGAGAGUACUACGGUAGUCCAGGAGAACGAGGCUACCGCUGAAGUUGUUGUAGAAGAAGUAAAACCUCAAGAAACGAAGUCGAGUGUUGGAAUCUUUUUGCAAACAGCAACUUUUCUCUUGGAAGUCAACGCUUUACAGUUGGCCGAAUCAGCCUUGGCGCACGAGCUCGUAGCUUGUUCAGGUGAACCAAGUGCAGAAUACUACAUUACACUAGGUCGUUUAAAGAUACAACAGAUGCAGUACGAAGAAGCAGAAGAUAAACUAAAACAAGCAAUAGUUCUGAACCACCAGAACCCAGAUUGUUGGGCUUUGAUUGGACACCUAAAUUACUUGAUGGGCAAAACAGAAGAAGCCAGAGAAAACUAUGAAAGAACUCUGUCUUACAUUACUGAAGCCUCAGACAUGCAUGCCAUUUACCUCAGAUUGGCUUCUAUUUACCUCGAGAAAGGACAGUUUCAACAAGCAAAAGAUACCUUUCUUAAAGCCUGCGUCAGAUCUCCAUCCUGUGUAUCAUGGCUGGGCGUUGGUAUUGCCAGUUACAGGCUUGGUGACUUGAUGGAAGCAGAGGACGCCCUGUCCGAGGCAAACAUCCUUAAUAAUAAAGAUCCUGAAGUAUGGGGCUAUCUAUCAUUGGUGUGCUUGAAUACGACAAGGCAGCUUGAGGCAGAACAAGCUUAUAAAUACGCACUUAAGCUAAACCUAAAGGACGAAAAUCUACUGAAUGAAAUCCACGACGUCCAGGAACGAGUUGGGUUUGGGAAUCCCAUCGUGGCAUAACUAACAACUCACCUUAUGGGAACCCUGUGGAUAGGUCAUCUGGAAUACUGUUCACAAACACAUUUGAGGAAGAUUUGGUUUGUAAUUUAUUGUAAUAUAGCCCUGUGGUACAUGACUGCGGAAUUGGUAACCCUUGUAUUAGCUUAUUUUUAACAUAGACAGCACCAAAAGUCAGGUUGGAAACGAGUGAUAUAUUUCUUCACUUUUUGUAAUUAGUUGAAUUAAUUAAAAAGAAUUUUUUGAUUAA
This is a messenger RNA of Actinia tenebrosa (Australian red waratah sea anemone), 3796 nucleotides long. RefSeq names its product cilia- and flagella-associated protein 70. The record is from RefSeq and is a predicted model, not a curated record. Gene Ontology annotation, cellular component: extracellular exosome; motile cilium. NCBI's taxonomy places the organism in Eukaryota, Metazoa, Cnidaria, Anthozoa, Actiniaria, Actiniidae. Gene Ontology annotation, biological process: cilium movement; cilium assembly. Gene Ontology annotation, molecular function: protein binding.